AAUUGGAAUGCCUGAAAAGGAAAAACCUCAUCAAAAGUCUACAUUUCCACCAAACAAGAUUGAAAAAAACAACAAUCUUUUCCUUCUCUCCAAAUUUUCUGAUAUUCAAAACAUAAGAUCAACCAACCAUGAAGCCAAGAAAUCUCUCUGAAACAUAUGUCGGAUUAAACGAAACAGACCCAAUUACUUGUCCUUAUGGUUGUUAUGAUCCAUACAUCAUCCCACCGCCACCGCCGCCGCCGCCGCAAAUCGCUAGAGGAAGUCACCCACUUUCACCAUACAUCGUUGUCAUAUCCACUUCCAUCGCUAGCUUCAUCCUCCUGGUUGUAUCCUAUAUCAUCAUCAAAAGAUGCUGCUCUCGGAGGCAGGUGUCGGAAAAUCAAGUGGCGGACCAAGAUGAAAACUUUUUGGAUGAGAAUCAUGGCCCGGCGACGGCGAUCGAUCAUCACAUCUGGUACAUAAACACUGUCGGAUUGCAGCCUUCGAUUAUUAACUCUAUAUCGGUGUUUCGGUAUAAGAAAGGGGGAAACAUGAUUGAGGGUAAUGAUUGUUCUGUUUGUUUGAGCGAGUUUCAAGAAGAUGAGACGCUGAGAUUGCUUCCGAAAUGCAGCCAUGCUUUUCAUAUUCAUUGUAUUGAUACUUGGUUGAGAUCUCACACCAAUUGCCCUCUUUGUAGAGCUAGAAUUGUGUCGAAUUCGAAUGGAGGACCGAAUUUGGGUGCGUCUAUCGAUCAAGACUCUCCUGAUUUGGGUCAAGACGAAGGAUUAACCCUAACCCAGAUGGGGAAUUCGGGUGAGAACAGGGGGGGAAGAGUAGAAAUUAAUGAUGUUGUUGAUGAUGAUGAUGAGCUUAGAGAUUGGAGUUUCAUUAGAAGGUCUGUUUCAAUGGAUUUUGGACAUUCCUCUGUUCCCAAAUCAUUGGAGAACAUUAAUGAAAAUGAAGAAGGUGCUAGUUCUGGAAUUCAGGGGAUAAUGCCAAAGAGGGCUUCUUCUUCUGCUUCAGUUUGCAUGAAGAGAUCGUUCUCUUGCAGUGGCAGGAUGAUCUUGACAAGAUCCAACCGCAACCCUAAUCCGAUUCUUCCCUUAUAAAGGGUUGUCUCUCUUUGUGUUACUAUACAAAUUUUGA
Impatiens glandulifera is the source of this 1125-nucleotide messenger RNA. Its product is annotated as RING-H2 finger protein ATL54-like. Lineage: Eukaryota; Viridiplantae; Streptophyta; Magnoliopsida; Ericales; Balsaminaceae. Gene Ontology annotation, molecular function: transferase activity. The record is from RefSeq and is a predicted model, not a curated record. The transcript has a single exon. Bases 129 to 1088 code for a protein of 319 amino acids. Gene Ontology annotation, biological process: protein ubiquitination.